This is a messenger RNA of Agrilus planipennis (emerald ash borer), 973 nucleotides long. RefSeq lists its product as uncharacterized. The record is from RefSeq and is a predicted model, not a curated record. The transcript is spliced from 3 exons. Bases 260 to 946 code for a protein of 228 amino acids. Lineage: Eukaryota; Metazoa; Arthropoda; Insecta; Coleoptera; Buprestidae.
CGCGUGAGCGUCCGCGGUUAGUUCGUCACUUAUUUUCAUUUCGUUCGAUCAUAGAAACCGCGGAUCAAUACGAUUUUUCUACGAUUUACUGUCGUGUUUUCGGUUUUACAUUUAGUUCCGGUGUUCUACUGCUGAAGAAUGGUAUCAGGCGUGUGCACCUUAUAGAACCAAAACCGGGUUGAAUGGCAACUGCUGCUUCAAUAACUGUGUGUGGAUAAAAGAAAAUGAACAGAUUCAGGACUGAAUAUACUGACCGAGAAUGAUUAACUAUGUGAGCAUUUUCUUUUUGACUGCUCUUUUAUUUGGCUUAGUUGACGUAAUGACCGCUCAAAAAAAAACCAAUAAGACUGAAGUAAUAGAAAUCAGUUCUGGCAUCAAUGGAAGCAUGUUAGAGAGGGUGGAGUCAAAUAUGCAUCACAUGAUGAGGUGGAUGAAACACCAUCAUCAUCAUCGAGAUUUUGUGGGUAGAUGCCUUGGUGCAGUACGUCGACUGAAAUCAGUGUUAUUCUUUAUAGUCUUCGCUUUAGGAGUAAUUUUAACGACAUUGAAGUUCUUAACGAUUUUCGUACUGAAAGGAUUGGCCAUAGGACUGACGUUGUUAAUUAUCAACGUUAGUGGACUUUUUACAAAAUUUGCGGUUCUACAGUCAUCACAUAAAUAUCCUCAAAAGGAGCAACCCAUUCACGUUCACGUUCAUGGUAAGAAUGCGCAGUCGCCAACGUACACGUCGUCGUCGAGUCAUUAUCACACGGGUCCUGAUUAUGAGGAAACGUAUUAUUCGGAUUGGGACAGAAGUAUGAAUCCUCCAAGUUUAAGUAAUUUUAAUUCUAAGAGGAGAAAAGCGAGUCCUCUCCUUAAUCGUCCUUUAACCGCCUUAGAAAAAUUAGAACUAAUGAGGUUGUAUGAAAGGCUGGGACUGACUCAAAAAAUUAACGAUGUAACUUAAAAAUAUUUAUUAUGUUAAUUAAUGGAU